Talaromyces rugulosus is the source of this 885-nucleotide messenger RNA. RefSeq lists its product as uncharacterized. Bases 1 to 885 code for a protein of 294 amino acids. Gene Ontology annotation, molecular function: phosphoric diester hydrolase activity. The transcript is spliced from 2 exons. NCBI's taxonomy places the organism in Eukaryota, Fungi, Ascomycota, Eurotiomycetes, Eurotiales, Trichocomaceae. Gene Ontology annotation, biological process: lipid metabolic process. The record is from RefSeq and is a predicted model, not a curated record.
AUGCUGAUGCAACGUCUUGCUUUCCUGUCUGCGGCGCUCGCGCCCCUGGCAGCCGCGCAGUGCAAUGGACACAGCGAGUUCUGUGACCGGUCGUGGUCAAACAUCACGCUGGUCGGAGCGCACGACUCGCCAUUUGUCGGCGACGGACUGUCGGACAACCAGAACAUCAACAUCACGGCGCAGCUUGAUCUUGGCAUCCGUUUCUUGCAGGGCCAGACGCACAAGAGCGGCGAUACGAUCGAGUUGUGCCACACCAGCUGCAUCCUCGAGGACGCGGGAAGCCUGGACGACUUUUUGGGUUCCAUCAAGACCUGGUUGGACGCCAACCCGAACGAGGUGGUGACUCUGCUCGUCACCAACGGCGACAACCUCGACAUUAGCGAGUUCGCCUCGGUUUUCAACAGCAGCGGCAUCCUGCCGUACGUCUACACGCCGCCGACCAGCCCGGACGUGCUACCCAUAGACCAGUGGCCGACUCUGCAGGAGUUGAUUGACAACGGAACCCGCGUCGUUGCUUUCCUCGACUACGGCGCCGACACGACUUCCGUGCCCUACAUCCUCGAAGAGUUCAACUACUACUUCGAGACCCAGUAUGACGUGACCGAUUCCACCUUCUCCAACUGCAGCAUCGACCGCCCAGCCGGCGCCAGCCCCGACGGCCUCAUGUACAUUGUCAACCACUUCCUCGACAAGGACGUGCUCGGCAUCAAGGUGCCUGACCGCGACGCUGCGCCGACAACCAACGCGGCCACGGGCGACGGCAGUAUCGGCGCCAAUGCUGAUCUGUGUGAUGAUCUGUAUGGGCGUCCACCGAAUGUGCUCUUGGUUGAUUUCACCGACCAGGGUGCUGUUAUUGAUGCGCAGAACGCGCUUAACGGUGUCUAA